AUGUGGGAGUCGAAGCCAUUCUCGAUCUACCCGAACACGAGAUGCAUGGUGAAGGGCAAGAAGAUUCUCUUCAUCGUGGGCGACUACGUCGAGGAUUACGAGGUGAUGGUGCCGUUCCAGGCGCUGAUGGCGUUCGGCUGCAACGUGGACGCCGUGUGUCCCGGCAAGAAGGAGGGCGACGUCUGUCGCACCGCCGUGCACGACUUCGUCGGCGAUCAGACGUACGCGGAGUCGCAGGGGCACAACUUCGUGCUGAACGCCACGUUCGACGAGGCGCGCAGCGACGCGUACGACGCGCUGGUGGUGCCGGGUGGGCGCGCGCCCGAGUACCUGUCGACCGACGGCCGCGUGACGGCGCUGGUGCGCGAGUUCCACGCCGCCCGCAAGCCCAUCGCCUCCAUCUGCCACGGCCAGCUCGUGCUGGCCGCCGCUGACGUGCUCAAGGGCAGCAAGUGCACGGCGUACCCGGCGGUGAAGCCAGUGGUGGAGCUGGCGGGCGGGCAGUGGGUGGACGCCGACCCCAUCUCCGCCUGCCUCUUCGACGACCAGCACAACCUGAUCACGGGCGCGGCAUGGCCGGGCCACCCGGAGUUCCUGUCGCUGCUGCUGCUGGCGCUGGGCGCCAAGGUGCAUGGCAGCGACAAGCGCGUGCUCAUGCUCGCAGGGGACUUCAUGGAGGACUACGAGGCCAUGGUGCCCAUGCAGGCCCUGCAGGCGCUGGGGUACCGCGUGGACGCCGUGUGCCCUGAGAGGCGCGCGGGGGACAUGUGCAAGACGGCCGUGCAUGACUUUGAGGGCGACCAGACGUACACGGAGAAGCCGGGGCACAACUUUGCGUUGACGGCGGACUUUAUCAGCGUGCGCGUGGACGACUACGACGCACUGCUCGUGCCGGGCGGGCGCGCACCCGAGUACCUGGCGCUCAAUGCGCGCGUGCUGGAGGUGGUGCAGCAGUUCCACGCCGCCCGCAAGCCCAUCGCCUCCGUGUGCCACGGCCAGCAGAUCCUGGCCGCUGCUGGCGUGCUCAAGGGCAUGCGGUGCACGGCAUACCCGGCAGUGAAGCCAACAGUGGUGCUGGCGGGCGGCGAGUGGCAGGAGCCGGACCCCAUCUCGCGGUGCUUCCAAGACGGGCACCUCAUCACGGGCGCUGCAUGGCCCGCCCACCCCGAGCUCAUCAGCCUGCUCAUGGCCGCCCUCGGCACCACCGUCACUGCUUGA
Closterium sp. Yama58-4 is the source of this 1218-nucleotide messenger RNA. The record is from the annotation of a GenBank genome assembly. Lineage: Eukaryota; Viridiplantae; Streptophyta; Zygnematophyceae; Desmidiales; Closteriaceae.